AUGUCUUUAGAACAACAGUGGAAUGAAGCAAUUUUAAGCUUAAAUCAAAAUAAAAAAGGUUUAGAAGGUUUAAUACAAUCGACAAAGGCUUGGUUGGUGGUCACUGGCUGGUUGAACCCUAGCAUUUAUAACAUCGAUCAAGAAAUACCUGCUGAUGUUAAAGAAUAUUUACAACAACUUAUACAAACUCCAUUAGCUAAACGUUUGGUUGAAUGGUACCUCGAUGCCAUUUGUCAAAAUUUUAGAGAAUGUUUUGAUAAGAAAUUUCAUCAAUGGCGUGAAGCGUGGAUACAAUUACAAAAAGAGAAUAUUAAUUCUUCCGAUAAAGAUCAAAUAUUUGACGAUUGGAUAUGUAAAUCUUACACGGAUUUUAUAAAUAGUAUUUAUUCUCAUUUUAACAAAUGUCAACAUCCAUUACUACUUAUGGCGGCAAGGUUGGAUUAA
Messenger RNA from Funneliformis mosseae, 444 nucleotides. NCBI's taxonomy places the organism in Eukaryota, Fungi, Glomeromycota, Glomeromycetes, Glomerales, Glomeraceae. The record is from the annotation of a GenBank genome assembly.